Heteronotia binoei (common prickly gecko) is the source of this 2434-nucleotide messenger RNA. It is a transcript of the gene TRAF4, whose product is annotated as TNF receptor associated factor 4. The coding region runs from base 49 to 1461 and encodes 470 amino acids. Gene Ontology annotation, biological process: positive regulation of JNK cascade; regulation of apoptotic process; activation of NF-kappaB-inducing kinase activity. The record is from RefSeq and is a predicted model, not a curated record. Lineage: Eukaryota; Metazoa; Chordata; Lepidosauria; Squamata; Gekkonidae. Gene Ontology annotation, molecular function: protein binding; zinc ion binding. The transcript is spliced from 7 exons.
GGCGGCGGCAGGGCUGGCGGGCGAGGCGCCCUCGGGGCCGCCUGGAAGAUGCCGGGCUUCGACUACAAGUUCCUGGAGAAGCCCAAGCGGCGGCUGCUGUGCCCGCUGUGCGCCAAGGCCAUGCGGGAGCCGGUGCGCGUCUCGACCUGCGGCCACCGCUUCUGCGACACCUGCCUGCAGGAAUUCCUCAGCGAAGGGGUCUUCAAGUGUCCGGAGGACCAGCUGCCCCUCGACUAUGCAAAGAUCUACCCAGACCCCGAUCUGGAGGCUCAGGUGUUAAACCUGGCCAUUCGAUGCAUACACAGCGAGGAAGGGUGUCGUUGGAGCGGCAUGAUCCGGCACUUGCAGGCGCACCUCGGGACAUGCAGCUACAAUGUGGUUCCCUGCCCCAAUCGCUGUGGCACCAAGCUGAGCCGCCGGGACCUGCCGCCCCACCUGCAGCAUGACUGCCCACAGCGCAACCUCAAGUGCGAAUUCUGCGGCACCGACUUCACCGGGGAAGCCUUCGAGAACCACCAGGGCCUCUGUCCCCAGGAGAGCGUGUACUGCGAGAACAAAUGUGGGGCACGCAUGAUGCGCAGGCUGCUGUCGCAGCACAUGCUCGUGGAGUGCCCCAAGCGUACCCAGCCCUGCAGUUACUGUGCAAAGGACUUCCUGUAUGACACCAUCCAGAAUCACGAGUACCAGUGUCCACGGUACCCUGUCCCAUGCCCCAACCAGUGUGGGGUGGCCAGCAUUGCCAGGGAAGACCUUGGUGGGCACUUGAAAGAAAACUGCACGACGGCCUUGGCACUCUGCCCCUUCAAGGAGGCUGGCUGCAAACACCGGUGCCCAAAGCUGGCCAUGAGUCGCCACCUGGAUGAAAACACCAAGCUGCACCUGGGCCUGAUGGGCAACCUGGUGGCCCGGCAGCGCCAGGAGCUGGCGGAGCUGCGCCGCGAGGUGGAGGAGCUGGCAGUGGGCAGCGACGGCGUGCUGAUCUGGAAGAUCGCCGACUACGGCCGCAAGCUGCAGGAGGCCAAGCAGAGGGCCAACUACGAGUCCUUCAGCCCCCCGUUCUACACCCACCGCUACGGCUACAAGCUGCAGGUCUCGGCCUUCCUGAACGGGAACGGGAGCGGCGAGGGCAGCUUCCUCUCCGUCUACAUCCGGGUGCUUCCGGGCCAGUACGACAACCUCCUGGAGUGGCCCUUCUCCUACCGGGUCACCUUCUCCCUCCUGGACCAAAGCGACCCCUCUCUCUCCAAGCCCCAGCACAUCACGGAGACCUUCCUCCCCGACCCCAACUGGAAGAACUUCCAGAAGCCCGGCCUGGGCCGCGCCUCCCUCGACGAGAGCCUGCUGGGUUUCGGCUACCCCAAAUUCAUCUCCCACGAGGACAUCAAGAAGCGCAACUACGUGAAAGACAAUGCCGUCUUCAUCAAGGCCUCUGUGGAGAUCCCCCAGAAGAUCAUGCCCUGAGCCUUUCCCCCCCUCCCACCUUCCUCCCGGGGGCUGGGUGGGGCCGGUGCCUGCCGUUGCAAAGGCACCCCUCUCUCUGGGUCAGCCGAGGGCUGGAUUAGGGUGUGCAAUGCUACCCUUCCCUCUAAGCAUCUCCCACCUUAGGCCUCAGCUGCAAACGGGUCUCGUUCCGCCCCCUUUCCUCCUGCCGAAGGUGCUAAUUGUUUCGGCCCAGCCUCGUUGGGGACCCCCUCCCCUUUACCGAGAGCAGCUGGGCUGCCUCUGCCCCCCCCCUCCUUCCUGGACCUGGCCUUGAUGCCACAACCCUUGUGAGCUUGCAGGGUUCUGUAGAGCAGGGGUGGCCAACGGUAGCCAAUGGCUGGGGCUGAUGGGAGUUGUAGGCCAAAAACAUCCAGAGAGCUACCUUUGGCCACCCCGCUGUAGAGGGCCGAUCCAGGCUGAUGGUGCUGUGCCUUGACUCCCCCAGCCCCCUUUCUUCCAGCAAGAGGCCAGGAUUCCUGUGUGUAAGGGAGACUCCCCUCCCCACCCCAUAUUCAGGGCCUGACAAUCCCCAAUCCUUGAAGCUGCCUGGCAGUCACUCUGGCAUCACCUCUGCUGCCCGCUCUGCCUCCGGCCCCUGCAGACAAGUCAGCCAGUGCCUCGAGGUCUCUGCAGCCAGGGCUGCCGGCGUCUCCUGGGAUCGAGCAUCGCUUUUGUGCAGUGGGGGCGAGGCCCGCGGUGCCCUUCUCCAAAGAGCCAUAUUUUCUACUCGAAGAGCUCCCCCAUCCUCAGGGUGGAGUGGGGCUGGUCCUUCCCCACUUGCUUCCAGAUAUGUCUGGGGGGAGAAGGGGUGCACUUUCCUUGAUUCGGUUCUGUUCUGAAUCCCGGAGCAGCUCUGACCUUCUCCGCCCCCCACCUCGGUGCGUUCCUUUCUUCCUUUCCCGUCUCUUUUGUGUUUUGUGUGUUUUUUAAAAUAAAAAAUUCCUUGUAUUUA